This is a messenger RNA of Dicentrarchus labrax (European seabass), 4138 nucleotides long. RefSeq names its product DEAH (Asp-Glu-Ala-His) box polypeptide 16 (gene dhx16). Lineage: Eukaryota; Metazoa; Chordata; Actinopteri; Moronidae. The record is from RefSeq and is a predicted model, not a curated record. Gene Ontology annotation, cellular component: catalytic step 2 spliceosome; intracellular anatomical structure. Bases 289 to 3453 code for a protein of 1054 amino acids. Gene Ontology annotation, molecular function: ATP binding; RNA binding. The transcript has 21 exons.
UCUCUUCUUCGGACGUGUUUCCGCUUUGACUUCAGCGUGCGUUAAGCUAAGUGAGCAAAACAUGUUUUGAUUAUUUUAUUUAACGUUAUAUGGUGUGUGUGUGUGUGGAAAAGAAAGCCACAGAUAAAUAUUUUGACAGGACUACGGAGGGAUGGACGUAUCCAUUAAGCGUCCUUACUGGAAACCUGUGAGCUACAACUCAGACUAACAUCUCAUUUGUAGCUGAAGUUAGCGAGCUACCAUCAUAACAACAUUAACAACAACAACGUUGUUUUAAUAAGCGGCACCAUGGCCAAUCUAGAGCAGUGGGUGAAUGACCGUCUCCAUGACAUCCUCGGGUUGAGUGACAGAUAUGUGUCCCAGUUCAUGAUCGGCACUGCACGGAAAGCGUCAAGUUGUCAAGACUUUGUGGCUCGUCUUGAGCAGACGGGCACAAUCGACAUCGACCAGAGUGUGAUUGCCUUUGCGCAAGAGCUCUUUGACAAGAUUCCUCGUAAGCAGGUUGUUGAGAAACCGGCCCGGGCGAUGGAGCGGGAAGCCAUUGAAAUGGACCGGAGGAAUCGGACGUACACGUUGCUGGACGACAGCGAGAGUGAUGGAGAGUCUGUGAGGGAGAAGCAGAAAGGGAAAAAGAAAAGCAAAGACAAAGACAGAGGAAACAAGAGGAAGCACAUCAGACAGAAGAAAGAGAGCGAGUCGUCGAGUGAGGAUGAAGCAGCUAAAAGUGGAAAUUCAGGCAACAAGGACCAAAAGUCUGCCAAGGAAGAGGAGGAGGAAGAGGAAGACUGGGAGAAGGAAGAGAGAGAGCGACAGCAAGACAUUGAAGAGAGAGAUGCGUUUGCAGAGCGAGUGAAGCAGAAAGACAAAGACAAAACGCGCAACAUAACAGAGCGGACGGACAAAAAGGCUUAUGAGGAAGCUCAGAAGAGGCUGAAGCUGGCAGAAGACGAUCAGAAGAACAUGUUGCCAGAGUUGAGGAAGCGCUCUCGCUGGGACUAUCUAAAGAAGAGAGAGUCGGAGAAGCUGGAGGACCUGGAGGCAGAGAUCAAUGACGACGAGUAUCUUUUCGCCACAGACGAGCUGACUCAGAGGGAGAAAAAGGAGUUGGAAUACAAACGCACCCUUCGGGACCUAGCUAAAGAUUACAAAAAGGCUGGUGCUAGGGAACAGGAGGAGAGGAAGAACAGAUACUAUAUGCCAGAAGAGAAGAGAAGCAAGGAGCUGCCCCAGAGGGACCUGGAGCUGGAGGAAACUCCUAUGGAACUGGGUGGAGAGCAGGGUCGCUGGGAGGAGGAGAGGCUGAAGACAGCAUCCCUCAGCUUCGGGGCCAAGAGGGAGCGAGAGCAAGGGAUGAGGUACGAGCAGGAGAAGUACCAGCUGCUCCUGGAGGAAGAUGAGAUGAUCGAGUUUGUCAGCACUGCUAUGACCAUGAAGGGAACUCGGGCGGAAAAGGAUCAGGACGCCCCGGCUCUGUCCCAGGCAGAGCUGAACAAACAGUCCAUGCAGGAGGUCCGGCGCAGCCUGCCCAUCUUCCCCUACAGGGAGGACCUAUUAGCUGCCAUCAAUGAGCACCAGAUCCUGGUCAUUGAGGGGGAGACGGGCUCAGGAAAGACCACCCAGAUCCCACAGUACCUCUUGGAAGAUGGCUACACUAAUGGAGGCAUGAAGAUCGGAUGUACACAGCCUCGCAGAGUGGCAGCUAUGUCGGUGGCAGCCAGAGUGGCACAGGAAAUGGGCGUCAAGCUUGGGAAUGAGGUGGGUUACAGUAUUCGUUUUGAGGACUGCACGUCAGAGAGAACAGUGCUCAAGUACAUGACAGACGGCAUGCUGCUCCGAGAGUUUCUCACAGAGCCCGACCUGGCCAGCUACAGUGUGAUCAUCAUAGAUGAGGCCCACGAGAGAACGCUCCACACAGACAUCCUGUUUGGUCUGAUUAAGGACAUCGCCAGGUUUAGGUCAGACCUGAAGGUGCUGGUGGCCAGCGCCACUCUGGACACCGAGCGCUUCUCCUGCUUCUUUGACGAGGCACCUGUCUUCAGGAUUCCAGGCAGGAGGUUCCCCGUCGAUAUCUUCUACACUAAAGCUCCAGAGGCAGACUACCUGGAAGCUUGUGUGGUGUCAGUACUACAGAUCCAUGUCACCCAGGCUCCUGGAGACGUUCUGGUUUUCCUCACUGGACAGGAGGAGAUUGAAGCCUGUUGUGAGAUGCUCCAGGAGAGAUGCAGGCGCCUUGGAUCUAAGAUAGCAGAGCUGCUGGUCCUUCCCAUCUACGCCAACCUGCCAUCAGACAUGCAGGCAAAGAUCUUCAAUCCCACGCCACCUGGAGCCCGUAAGGUGGUGGUGGCUACCAAUAUAGCAGAAACCUCACUGACCAUAGAUGGCAUCAUCUACGUCAUUGACCCAGGCUUCUGCAAACAGAAGAGUUACAAUGCCCGCACUGGCAUGGAGUCACUCAUUGUAACGCCCUGCUCACGGGCUUCGGCCAACCAGAGAGCAGGCCGUGCAGGCAGAGUGGCUGCUGGGAAGUGUUUCAGGCUUUACACAGCCUGGGCAUUUAAACAUGAGAUGGAGGAAACAACUGUGCCUGAGAUUCAGAGGACCAACUUGGGAAAUGUAGUCCUGCUGCUGAAGAGUUUAGGCAUCAAUGAUCUCAUUCACUUUGACUUUAUGGACCCACCUCCUCAUGAGACUCUGGUCUUAGCGCUGGAGCAGCUGUACGCCCUGGGAGCACUCAACCACAUGGGAGAGCUCACUAAGCUGGGUCGCAGGAUGGCUGAGCUACCAGUGGACCCCAUGCUGAGCAAGAUGAUCCUGGCCUCCGAGCAGUACAAGUGUUCGGAAGAAGUGUUGACAAUAGCGGCCAUGCUGUCGGUAAACAACUCUAUUUUUUACCGGCCUAAAGACAAGGUGGUGCACGCCGACAACGCCAGGAUGAACUUUGUGGUGCCAGGGGGAGACCACCUUGUGCUGCUUAACGUCUACACACAGUGGUUGGAGAGCGGCUACUCCACACAGUGGUGCUAUGAGAACUUCAUCCAGUUCCGCUCCAUGAGAAGAGCCCGGGACGUCAGGGACCAGCUGGAGGGUCUGAUGGAUCGUAUUGAGGUGGAGGUGGUCAGCUCCCAGGGAGACAGCUUGCCCAUUCGCAAGGCGGUAACCGCAGGAUACUUCUAUCACACAGCACGCCUGAGCAAAGGCGGCUACAAGACGGUGAAACACCAGCAGACGGUCUACGUCCACCCCAACAGCUCUCUGUUCGAGGAGCAGCCCCGCUGGCUCAUCUACCACGAGCUAGUCUUCACCACCAAGGAGUUCAUGAGACAGGUGAUUGAGAUAGAGAGCGGCUGGCUGCUUGAAGUGGCUCCUCACUACUACAAGAGCAAAGAGCUGGAGGACAGCAGCAGCAAGAAGAUGCCCCGCAAGCAGGGUAAAACAAAAGAGGAGCUGGGCUGAAGAGGAGACCAAGGCUCAGGGGACAGAUGGCAAAAGGAAACACUCUCUUCCUCUCUCAGGGCAGGGUAAAAAUAGAAAUAUGACUUUGGAAGUAUAGAAAUUGCAUAAAAAUAAAGAGGAAAUCUGUGGAAAAUGUAGUUGUUUGGUACUAGUUCAGUACAUAAACAGCUACAUGGUUCUCGCCUGUCUUCACAUGUGAAAUUGUUUUCUGCUGUAGAUUGAUACGCCAUUUUUAAUUGUGCUCAAACAGUAUCAGCAUUCAACAUAUUAAAUCUGGCUGCACAAAGUAGUCUGAACACAGAUGCGUGGAGCAGAGAGAUGGGUCCAGUGAGAAGUGGGUCACAAACUUACUGACCGGUUUAAUCAUAAACCAGCCGUGUCAUCUGGGCAACAACGAGGAAACAUUAAUGCACUUGGAUCUGAGUUUCCUGCAUCAACAGCAGCAGUACAGACUCACUGGGUGGCUUUUUCAGCUCAUUAAUGAACGCGAGACUGUUGUCCUACUUCUCCCCCUAAAUAAAGGGGCUUUGUCGAAGUGUGCAUUUGUGGACACAGCACACUGUUAAAGUGUGCAAAUUGAUUUUUGACUGGAAAGACUUAUUUCAAAAUAAUGAGUUUCAUUCUUGUGUGAAGCUCCUUAUCUUGUUUAUUUUCAUUUUUCUACGACAAUAAAGUUUUACAACCA